Molecule: messenger RNA, 799 nt
Organism: Helianthus annuus (common sunflower)
Lineage: Eukaryota; Viridiplantae; Streptophyta; Magnoliopsida; Asterales; Asteraceae
Product: deoxyuridine 5'-triphosphate nucleotidohydrolase
Exons: 3
Coding region: 1-690 (229 amino acids)
Biological process (GO): dUTP catabolic process; dUMP biosynthetic process
Molecular function (GO): dUTP diphosphatase activity; magnesium ion binding
Source: RefSeq, a predicted model, not a curated record
AUGCCAUGGUGCUCUAGGGUUUUAAAGAUGGCGGGAACUCUUGGCGCCAUUACACAUUCUCUCCCUUCACCCAUUAUUUUCAACCCUUAUAAAACCUACCACCAUCACCAAUUCAACCCAUUUCGCUCUCCCCUCAUCUACCCUCCAUCCAAACCACCCUCUGUUUCAACAAUGGCACAAACCCUCAACGGCAGCCCCGAAAUCAAAGAACCCACCCCAAAGCUUCAAAAACUCGACGAUCAGAACGGAAACUCUGCCCAUCAAAUCCCUCUUUUCAAAGUCAAGAAGCUCUCAGAUAAAGCCGUUUUACCAUCCAGAGGCUCGUCUCUAGCCGCCGGUUACGAUCUUUCUAGUGCGGUUGAUACAAAAGUACCAGCAAGGGGUAAAGCAUUGGUGGCUACAGAUUUAAGCAUAGCUGUACCUGAAGGAACAUAUGCUCGCAUAGCUCCGAGGUCUGGUCUGGCGUGGAAGCACUCGAUUGACGUUGGUGCGGGUGUUGUUGAUGCUGAUUACAGGGGUCCGGUUGGGGUGAUAUUGUUUAAUCAUUCGGAUGUUGAGUUUGAAGUGAAAGUUGGUGAUCGAAUUGCGCAGUUGAUUGUUGAGAAGAUUGUGACUCCUGAAGUGGUUGAAGUUGAUGAUUUGGAUUCGACUGUUCGAGGUGCGGGUGGGUUUGGAUCCACGGGUGUUUAAUGUUUUGUAUAAGUAUUGGUUUAUCAUGGUAUGUAAUUGAAUUUGACUACUAAUUUUGGUGCUUUGUAUGGAUGUUUGGUAUGAAAUUGUGGUAGUUUUUGAUGGACCA